Messenger RNA from Seminavis robusta, 2163 nucleotides. The record is from the annotation of a GenBank genome assembly. Lineage: Eukaryota; Bacillariophyta; Bacillariophyceae; Naviculales; Naviculaceae.
UAAAUAAAUGGAAUUAUGACUUUAUUUCCUCAUAUCCCCGUAUUAGAGGCCCUUGUAUCAAUGCCUUGCCGUGUCUUCAGAACGGCAUUUUGGGACAAGCGUCGAUUUUCGCUCGUCAAAUCAGAUUCCUUGCAUCCAGGACUCUUGAAGAUUGUAUCCAAAACGAGAUUUGAUCGAGGCGCUGCAUGCUACCAAAGGUUGCUGACGCAUGAUAAUAUUAUCUUCUUCAAGGCUGUUUCUUUCUUGCCGAAGAUAAAUCCUCCUCUAUUGCCACAUCAGCCGAUGCCGCCGCAAAGCUAUUUGCGUGGGAAGCCUUCCAUCUGUUUCUGUCUCUUCGUCCAGAACAUUGAUUGGUGCAUACCCGUCACCUUUCUUUCUUUUUGACUACCUACGAAUAGUACCAGGUAGGUUCGAGUGGUAAGGCGGGAGCCUUCGGUCGCGUCGGCGAUAGAGAGAACGCAACAGUUGUUUGGGUUUAAGCGCUGCUUUGUUGGAAGAAUCUGCAGAGUGUCUAAAGACACGACGGCAACAGCCCCAUCAGCCCCAUUAAAAAACACAAGCUGUUGGAAAGACACACAUAUUUUGAACUGCUUGGAGGUGUGCUGCUACCCAUCCGCAUUGGUCAAUCUCCAUAGCUAUCGGCAGCUACUACUAGAUCUGGGUACCUUGAAGCUUUAUUGCACGUUUCGGUCUGCAGAAUAUCCGUUGACUUGCAUUGUCUCGACUUAACAGAACUGCACUGCAUUGAGUCCGCAAGUCAUGUCAACGAAUCUGAACUACAAGCAAGUCGCCAACGUCAAGAGACGGACGUGGGAUGUCGAAGCGUACGAGCAAAAGGCCAAGGCAAGAGCGGACGAUGAAAAAGCCGGCGAAAGCGGCGAUAAGAAUGACAAGAAGGGACGCCGAGCGCCUCCUACAGACGAAGAGAAUGCUCCCAAGAGACUCAAAACGGAUGGGACCGAAGGAGAGGACAGCAAGGACGAAUUCAAGCCUGCGGAACCAGGAGCGGCAGGACCUCAGGGAUCGCAGCGAGCCUUCUUGCAGCCACGAACGAAAAAGGUCGAAAUCGACUCCUUAAUUGGGAAUACAGAGAUCAUUUCGGCAGAGGCAGCGGCGAAAACAUCGCUGAAUGACAAAGAAGGGGGUUCCGUCAAGGAUGGUGUCACAAAAAGUGGGGUGGGAUGGCACUGCAGUGUUUGUGACUGCUUCUUGAAAGAUUCCAUGACAUACCUUGAUCAUAUCAAUGGACGAAAACAUCAACGAAAAUUGGGAUUCUCCAUGAGAGUUGAACGGUCUACCAAAGAUCAAAUGCUGGGAAGACUCUCAACAUUAGCCAAGGAAAAAGACCGGGCUAAACAAAAAUCAGAGGCAGAAUUGGAAGAAAUGGAGGAACCCAAUUUUCAUGUCAUGGUCAAGAAAAAGGACGAAAAUGAGGCCAAGAAGAAAGAGGAACGCGCCAAGAAGAGGAAGGAAAAGAAAAAGAAGAAAAAGCAAGCUGCAGAAGCGACAGCAGAACCCAAAGCAAUUCCACACGAAGAGCCAGAAGCUACUAAGGAUGCAGGCGGCGACGAGGAAGAAGAGGCAGAAGCUACCAUUGAUCCUGCCUUGGCUGCUAUGAUGGGAUUUUCUAAUUUUGGUGGUGGAAAGUGAAUCACCAACACGGCAACCAGCAUGUUGGGAUACAAUAUACAAUCUGCUCGGGCAUUUCAACGCGUAGCGGCUCAAAAUGUCCGCUAAUCUUCCAAACAAAGUCACUAAAAUCACCUCAGUUCGGUGUGGUUCACUUUUUGAGUGUACAUUUCACCUCAGUUCGGCGUGGUUCUUUUGAGUGCGUGCUUCAAUUCGCGAGCGUAGCAGAGUUUGGUUGCGGCUAGAUGUUUGGGUUUGGCCAUACCCUUUGUCCCAUCUCCAUUACAGAAAAACUACAAGUACGACCCCUUUCGUAUGAGGGCUGCAAUAUGCUGAUGCUGGCUUCUUGUUACCGAUGGUUCUGUGCCUGCCCGAUCUUCAUUGAUACCGGUAGCCCGAAAGCCAGGUCGAGAGUACACGUCGUAUGGGCGCAAAUUCAGGUUGUUGACCAGUUGGUGCCUUUCCUUCUGAGCAGAAGACUCAAUCUAUACUCAACUACCAGGUACCACAGUUGUCAGGAGUGCUGACAUUUUG